This is a messenger RNA of Nerophis lumbriciformis (worm pipefish), 786 nucleotides long. The record is from RefSeq and is a predicted model, not a curated record. Lineage: Eukaryota; Metazoa; Chordata; Actinopteri; Syngnathiformes; Syngnathidae.
AUGACAUCACUACGUAGGAACCCAACUGUGCUUCUCCUCUUUCUGAGUGCCUGGCCUCUCCUUCCCUCCUGCCUUAUCACAGACGCUGCAUCUACUUCGCCUCCCAUCACUCGUCCACGAUUUAGAUUAAUUACCGGUUUAGAUCUCGAUUAUGGUGGGGAUUAUGGUGAAGAUGAUGAGUCUGGCAGCAAAAACCCUCCAGAAGUGCAUGCCACUACUAGGAGGAAGUUUCUCCAACGGGAAAUCUGCAAUUUUAACCCUUGUUUGGAGAAUCAGGUGCCCUGUGCCAAGCUGUUGGCAGAGACUGGUUGCCUCUGCCCUGGAAUUAGUGGAGCUGACCAGUCUCCUCAUGCACCACGCUUACACGCACUGAUGCCAAUCAACAAGGGGGAAAACAGGGGCAAAGUUGAGGUCAAAUGGUGUGCUCCAACCUCUGUGGUGACUAAGUACAGAGUAGUGGUGGAAGGACAAGACGAAAAAACAAUUGAAUUUGGGGAAGCUUUUCGACAAGGUUUGGUCGGGUCUUUGGAAAUUGGAACCAAGGUGUGUGUGGAGGCAGUUAAUAAAGCAGGACACAGCACACCCACAGAGUUUUCCUGCUUGCGAUAUGACCCUCCCUCGUCAUCAGGCUAUGAGGUGUUAGGAGGUAUUAUUGGAGGAGGGAUUCUCCUUUUACUCCUGAUCUUUGCUGUGAUCCUCUGGAGGUGUCAAAAGAACCGAAAUGCAAAGAGAGACUCAACCGAUGGACUCGGAAACCCAUCAUACAGUAAAGAAGAGACGUUGUAA